AUGAAGCUCGUUGCCAUCCUUGCCCUGUGCAGUAUAGGGGUCACGACAAGGGCUCUUGCUACGCAGACGACUAGCGGGCCUGGCGACAGAAAGCCCCUUUAUGAUGCUCUUCCUGCUGGAGCACCAGACGGCCUACACAUGGGGAGCUUGAACCCAGAUGGCACAACCCACUGGGAGUACAUUGGAGAAGCGGAAUACCUGCCUUUCAACAGUAGCGAACUUCCAAGCGGUGUGCCAACCAUCCUUACCAAGCGAUCGGACUAUGGCACUCACUGCGAUGGCGGAUGGGUGUCUGAUUUCGAUUGGCAAAACGCCCAAGCCGGCCUCCAACAGCGCUGUGGCGGUGGCCUUGAUUACAAUGGUGUCAUCUCGUAUCAGUAUGGAAGCGCAGUUGCCUAUGCCUGUAACUACGGAAAUGGUCAGAGGUGCGAUUGGAGUAAUGUUGGGUCCGCUCUAAACAGUCUCCGGAACGCCUGUUAUGAACAGCGAGGGUGGUUCUCUAUCCCAAGUGCCAAAUUGUCCUAUGGUGUAACGACUGCCGGCCACGGGUACUGUUAG
Molecule: messenger RNA, 558 nt
Organism: Alternaria atra
Lineage: Eukaryota; Fungi; Ascomycota; Dothideomycetes; Pleosporales; Pleosporaceae
Exons: 1
Coding region: 1-558 (185 amino acids)
Source: RefSeq, a predicted model, not a curated record